Messenger RNA from Fomitiporia mediterranea MF3/22, 2134 nucleotides. RefSeq lists its product as uncharacterized. The record is from RefSeq and is a predicted model, not a curated record. Bases 866 to 1195 code for a protein of 109 amino acids. NCBI's taxonomy places the organism in Eukaryota, Fungi, Basidiomycota, Agaricomycetes, Hymenochaetales, Hymenochaetaceae. The transcript has 2 exons.
AUAUAAUCCCGAGUAGCCUCAAGUACAUUCUCUCUGACGAAUCAAAUGGCCCUGGAUUAAUAGGACAUCGGCAUCUAUACACCGGAUAAGUGUGACCAAGUGACACGCGUCUCAUUUAUCCCAUUUCGCUUUACAGCUCUUCGCCUGGCUCAUCGAUGACCUAUUGGCAUGUAGGACAGUCGAAAUGAGGUGUCCUUAAUAUUACCGGACUCGGUCCCAGUCGAUUGUCUACCUCACGCUUGGAUCGAACUCCACCUUGCAGUGUUGCACCGAUUAUGUGUUUGCUUUCUCGUACCUUUUCCAAAUGAUCUAUGGUGUUCCUAGACGUGCUUUACAGUGCUAUUUAAGAUGGCUGCUAGACUUCCAUGAUCGCGACGAACCGUAAUGAGUUAAAGUGUCUCUGUUGCGCGCACACGAGUGCGUCUCAUGGGCGCUGGACUGUCCUUAGCUUGCGAUGAGUCCUUGUGAUGAGUCCCUAGGAAAUGGAAUCGAUGUGUCCGCCGCUAGCCGGUGGUUUGUCUAUCCGUGUCUUCAGACUCCUAACUGUCGCCUGCCCCUGACUAAAUAUCAGCAUCAUCUAAACCUAUGCCAUCUUGCCUUUGCUAGCUAGGAAACCUUCUGGCCAUUGUAGUAAAUUUUAGUAUCAAUUCUGCUCGGUUCUCCCCUCCCCUACUUUCCUGUACAGGGUCGCUGUUGCUCUUGGCGGCAAAACCUGUAGCACACGGGAUCCCACGGAUGACCCGAUAAAGCCUCGGUUCUAUGAUGUGCCCGGCAGCUGACAGCAUUGUGGCUUGUACUGUCUUUCUGCGGACGUCAUAUUUCCCGAAUGGCUUUUAACGGCCAGUUUUUUGGUCUUCGAUUAUGAAUGGUUGUUGCUGGAUUACGUCGACGGCAUCUGUUCGAAUGGCCAUUCAAUAGCACACCAAGAAGUCCUUCGACCGCUUCCGUACGCAGAAGAUCUUGGAACUUGAAAUCUGUCGGCGUGUUCGGCCCGGAAGGACAUGCUUAUUGGUUCGAGCAUGAGGGCGUGCUCGAAUGGAGUCUGCGGUCUGCCGAUGCCCAAGACCAUUGUUUCCCAACGGACUUACGGCCAAGGCGGAGGAAAAGGUACUGGUGUUCUACUCUGCAUGAUUCUACCCAGUCGUACAAAUACGUCUUCGAGAAGAAAGCUAAAUCUUGGGCGCGCUUCCGUUGAUGUAUCAGGUCGUUCUCAAAAUGCCGAGGGCUGGGUUUAGGACCAAAGCAGCAAGAACGAAUUGCCCAGUGACUCGCACCUCGAUGAUCUGCGUAUUCCCUUAUUCACCGGUUGUCUGGGAGAUCAAGGCCUGCGGGUACAUCGACUCAUUUUAAACAAUGCUGUGUAGGCGGUAAUUGGUGGGGUUCGUUUAAUGCUCAAAUGGUGAACAAAUCUUCAUAUGCCUAUCCGCCAUUCAGUGGGGACAUAGACGGUGAUUGUUUACUAUCUUGCCCGCGGACAUUAGGGCCUCGUCGGUCUCCAUGAUCAAAUAAUAAACAUAUUGCAGUCAAGAUAACAAACCCGGCAUCGUGAACUUACGCCGUGUCGCAUAUAAUUUUCGGCUCGGCCGAGGCAAUGUGAAGAAGGUCGAACAUUUUUUCUCGUCGAAUCUACUAACAACGUGCGGCAAGGGUCGACAAUUGACGCAUGAAACGGGUCUUUUCUGGUCUGCCCUGGGAACGCUAUGUUCAGAACCUUCCCAGGUGACGUUUUCUUGCAGUGUUAUGCCUUCGAUGAGGGAAGUACCGUCUGGUUCGUUAAAUUGGCUUCUAUUUGCAUCGAGAUCCUUCAGAUGCCAACUUUCCUCUGAAAGCCUUGAAGCUAAUUAUCUCAUGGUUGGGAAAGCGAAAGCGUACAUUCCUCUUCUUGAGCUAGAACGCAUGAGAUCUCCUGACUGGUGACCGGCGAUCUUUUCUGCGGAGAAACAGUUGCCACAAGUUGCAGGCGUCGGAGAACUGGAAUCCGUAUAGCAGAAAGAGGAUACGCCACACGUGAUGGGGCGUUCCCUACUACGUUUCGUAUACCUCGCCUGGCGGAGCGAUUCGUAUCGGCUGGGAUGUAUGGACUCGCUCGCCACUACAUGCUAGGCCGGUUGGGGUGAAAUUUUACAUGUACAGG